AUGGACGAUUUAGAUACCAUAGCGGCUCAGCUAGGUGAAGAUCUUAUUAACAAAAUACUCGCCAAUGAAUCGAUAGACGAAAUUUCGACCGCCUUGCAAUUGGGUGCACCCAUCUGGUAUCAAAAUGCUGCUGAAGGCAUCUCACCACUCCAUGCUGCCGCAUAUGCUCGGAAUCACGACCUUGUCAAAUUGCUCAUUAAUGAAGGAGCUGUUUGGAAUGCUGUGGAUUAUCUCAAGAAUACUGCAGGAGACAUCGCUUUAUCUUUCAACGAUGAGACCAUAUAUAAAGAAAUACGGGACGCGGGCAUUCGCUCAGAACUUCUCCUAGGGUUACUCGAGAAAAAAUCAUCUUCCGAUUCAUUCAGACUAAUCCUGUGCGCCGAGGAUACCACAGCGAGCGGCUCUUCCGAUGCUUUCCUGAAUUCGAGGCUUAAGUACACUGUUGACGAGAAUGGCCAAGAUAUUUGCGUUCUUAAUGUGGAAGGACAGGACAUUGGAGUCAUGAUGGGCUGGGAGAGAAACAUCAUGAAUGAAACCGUCCACAGGCUUUGCGAUCAACAUCCUAAUGCUACCAAUCUUAAGAUUUUGAACAUUGGGUUUGGACUGGGUAUUGUUGACAAUUUUUUCCAAAGUCUCCCGCACCCACCAGCAGAGCAUUUUAUUAUAGAAGCUCACCCAGACGUCCUCAACUUUAUGCGCGAAAGGGGCUGGUAUGAUCGCAAGGGCGUCAGAAUUUUAGAGGGUCGCUGGCAAGAUUUCGUCGAAAGUCCAGAACUCUUGAACUCAGGCGGAUUCGAUGUUAUAUAUACAGACACAUUCUCGGAAGAUUACAACGCUCUUCGACAAUUUUUUGAGCACCUGCCAGAUUUAUUGGCAGAUGGUGAAUCGAGCUUUAGCUUCUUUAACGGUCUUGGGGCAACCAAUGCGUUCUUCUAUGACAUAUACACCCGUAUUUCAGAGCUCCACCUUGCGGACGUUGGCUUGGAUGUUAAUUGGUCUGACGUCGACGUUGGUUUUGAUGAUAGGGAAGGAAGAUGGGGUGAAACUCGUGAAUACUUUUCCUUGCCCAUAUACAGGCUUCCAGUCGGCAAAAUGAAGUCUAUGUAG
Messenger RNA from Psilocybe cubensis, 1107 nucleotides. RefSeq lists its product as uncharacterized. Bases 1 to 1107 code for a protein of 368 amino acids. Gene Ontology annotation, biological process: peptidyl-arginine methylation. Gene Ontology annotation, cellular component: nucleus; cytoplasm. The record is from RefSeq and is a predicted model, not a curated record. NCBI's taxonomy places the organism in Eukaryota, Fungi, Basidiomycota, Agaricomycetes, Agaricales, Agrocybaceae. The transcript is spliced from 5 exons. Gene Ontology annotation, molecular function: protein arginine N5-methyltransferase activity; protein binding.